CGCACGCGCAUGGGAGAAGCAACGAGAUGCUGAUAAAAUAGCGCAAUGGGGCAAGCGGGCAGCCAGCAGCACGCGCCGCUGCGCGCGCAUCGUGCGCACACGCUGCCCCACGAACCGCUCCGACACGCGCCGAAGGUGCUCCCGUCCUUGACAGAGUCGCCGCGGCUGCGUAGUACGGACAACGGCGCCAUUUUGCACUCCGGCGGCACCAUCAGCGGACGAAGACCGACCUCUGUAGUUCCCGAGACCACCAGGACCUCGCAUGGGCAUGUGCACUCCAACGCAUACCGGUCCCGGUCGGCAGGGGCCACGAGCGACAGCGAACUGCGGGCCCGCGAGAGGGACCCGUUGCAUCGCUCUUACACAAAUCUCGACCUUAGGCAUAACGAAAAUGGCGGUUUGAAUAAGAGAUUCGGUUCCGAGCCUGAUCUGCGAGAGGAGGAACCGAAGCAAAAAUGCAAGAGACAUUUCAGGAAGAAGUACCGAGCACCGCCACCACCUACCAAUGAUCACCGUGAAGGUUCAUCGCCGGAUUCCAGCGAAGGGAAUGCGAGACCGGAACCGCAAAGGAAGCUCCGACUCUUCAGGACCAGGCAUGAGACCAAGAAGCUCAACCAUGAGCCUGAAGUUGCCAGGAACUCCUACACGGCCUACAAGUCCUUGGACGACCAGUCUUUCGAACGACGGUACAGGUCACCCUACAAAGAUAAAGAACAACACUUCAAAUAUCCUGAUACUCAAGACAUGAUCCAGAGUACAGCGUCCUUGAAGAGAGAAGAACAUUUACUACAAAAGCAAGAUUACAGGAAGAGAACAGACAGAGUCAGCGGAUGUAGAGCGAAAACAUCCAAGACAAACGACAGCGAAGCAUGGAAAACACCAUUGCUAAAUAGAAACUUUAGACAUUCAGAACGAUUUAAAAAGGUCGACACAGAACAACCCGUAUUAAGGAGAGAAAAGACUUUUGACACGCUAAUCUCGAGUGAACGAGACAGCGAAUCUCCAAGAAUAACGCACGAAAGCAGGAUGAAAGCUAUAGGCGAACAGCUGAAGGGAUCCAGACUCCAACCGAGUGAGCCUUUGAGAAAAUCUCUUCCUUCACUAUUACCUAAAAAUAGUGAAGAAAAAGAUGAAUUUCAAGCGGAAUUAAAGAAGGCGACAAGUAGAAUAAGAAACGAAUUAGGGGCUAAAAUUAAUGUAAGUGAAAAUAAAACUAGUCAGAACAAAACGACGCAGAAACCAAACCCAACGAAAACACCGAGCAAAGUCAAAGAGUCUAGUCUUAAAACGAAUGUUAGCAAGCCAGAAACUAAAGCAGUUGUUAGUAGAAGACCACUAACCAGGGUUACUGAAAGUAAAAUCAAGUCAACUGUCACUCAGAGUAAAGUCAAUGGUAAAACAAAUGUAAUAACAAAUGGAGAUAAAAUGGGUAAAGAUAAAGGUAGAACGAUACCUGACAGAGGGCAGGCGUCAGGGAAAGAGUCAACCCCUGAACACUCACCUACGAGAAAGAUCUCUCCGAUAAGAAAGAUUUCUCCCGCGAGAAAUAAGACGUCGAAUCAUGUUAUUUCCAAGGAGAAGCAUACCCCAGCUCCCUCAAAACAAUUCUACUUCGGCAUGAUCGAGAGCAAACAGUUCGAGGUCCAAGACCACCUGAAGGACUUCCCCGGCCUCGGCAGCCCCAUCAUCGAGGAGAUCAGCAACUUCCACGCCAUCGAGCAGAAGCUGCUGGGCUACCAUGCGGAGGAUGCGGAGUUUGAGGAGUUCAAUGCCAAGCUGAAGGAGGACUGUAAAGUUAAGAACUUGUCUUCAGAAUCCGCGCUUUCCUCUGACGCGUCAGACUCGGACGGCUCUCUCGGCAUAGCGCUGCGCCUGCGCCCAACGCUGCCUAAGAAACAACGCGCGGUGCCGCGAUUCUCGCCCGCGGCAGCGUGGAGGCAGCUAGCCACGUUGGACGCCCAUCUAGCUUCAGAAACCCAACCACUAGCUGUGGAGACCAAAGUGUCAGCCGACAUAACAGCCGAGUCCUCACCGCGGUCAGACCAGUCCGCCGACAAGUCGGGCGACUCCGGCAUAUCAGGAGACCACGCGCACAGCGAUCAGCGGAUCGAGUCGCCUUCAAGACAAGUCCCCGACACAACACCAGCCUGGACUCCGCAACAGGACCUCGGUGACAGCAGCUCUGACGGCGUCAGCGGAGCGCCCGCGCCGCGGGGCUCCGGUCUGGCUACGUACAGUCCGGGCGCGCAGCCCUUCAGCCUGAGUCUGCCGCGCGAUGACAAGGGCAAGCAGAUCCAACAAGGCUUCAACAGCCUUCAAAAACUCCGGAAAUCUGUCUCAGGGGCUUUAGGAGCCGCUUUGGGAUCCAGAAGGUUCGAUUUGGAACACGAACCGAUGCUACAAGAGCCUGAACAGAACUGGUUUCUGACGAAGUCCGCGCCCAAUUCGUUGAGCAAUCCGCUGCUGUAUCAGCCGCCUGCGAGAGCGAAGGUUGCUGAAGAUGAUAUUAAGGAGGAAAAUUCUACGCCGCCUUCGGAAAAGGAGGAAUCCAUACCCUGGCGGCCUGGCAUAAACUACCUCUCCUGGGGUGGACACGUCAUGUACCUACCCCCCGCACCCUCCGCGCCGUCGCAGCCUCUGUCCAUGCUCGGCCCUAUUGACAGACCUGUCAGGAGUAAAUCCAGCGGCUCGCUCGAGGUGGCAGCGCGAGCGGCGCGCGCGGCGGCGUUAGCGAGCGAGAUGCGCGAGCGGGAGCGCUCGGCAUCGCCAGAACUCGCACGCGCAUUGCCGGCGCGAGUGCAGCCGCAGCCUGAGCGUAACGCCCGCAGUCGCAACAAGCGCUUCACCUUCCAGUCCACAGUUCGGCAGCUGGAAAGGCGACGACUGGCAGAAAAGCUGUCCAAGGAGGCAGACCUGAAGGAGCAACAGAGACGCACCGAGCUGGAGGCCAUGAGGAGAGUCGAGGAGGAGUUCCAGAGGAAGCGUGCGAGGGAGAAAGCGAACAUCAGGCAGCAGCUGCGGCUGGUCAGCAGCGGUGCCGCCAGCAUGCCACUCUCCACACACCAUGGAAAGGCGCGUGAUGAGCCCGACGGCUCAUGCCGGGCAUCGCCGGCGCCGGAACGGCCCCGGGACCGGCAGCGACAUAGCAACGCGUCCUCAGAAAUCAGUGCCAGAAGCAAAAGCACCACACCAGUCCGCUGCGUGGAGCUAUCAGAAUGGCGCACAGAUAGCGCUGCGCGCGUGUACCGCGACUGGGGAGGCUCCGGCGUCGGUCUGCCCGCGCACGCGCACCCGCCCGCCUGCGCGCGCAUGCCCAUCGCCAGACAAGCACAAGAAGUAGAAGCGUUCAGCGGCUCCCCCCGCUCAGACAACUACCGCCUAGAGUUCGCCCGCGGCCGCUCGCCCCGCUCCCCGCGCACCCCCCGACCCCCUCGGCUUGUAUCCACACGCUCGCCUUCCAGCUCUGGAUCAGAACUGUCGCUGAGACAGCCUAUCAAGAUCAGUGACACUAAAGAAGAGGAGGAACCAGCAAUAGUGCCCACACUACGGCCAGGCCCAGCGCGCGCUACCUUCGCAGUCCGCUGAAAUACUUGCUAAAACGGGUUCAUUUGGCUACGCAUUUUGUAGUGACAGUA
Cydia splendana is the source of this 3635-nucleotide messenger RNA. RefSeq lists its product as uncharacterized. The transcript has 19 exons. NCBI's taxonomy places the organism in Eukaryota, Metazoa, Arthropoda, Insecta, Lepidoptera, Tortricidae. The coding region runs from base 46 to 3585 and encodes 1179 amino acids. The record is from RefSeq and is a predicted model, not a curated record.